GGCAGGUCGUUGGUGAGUUUCUGCCUGUUCUUCGGCGGUACGUCCCUCCUCACCAUGUCGUGCACGUUGUUGUCGAGCGGCGUCUGGUGCUUGCUGGUUCGAUUGCCGGUGAUCCAUCUGGUACAAGGGCCGGCGAGUAUCCUGGUGGUCUUGACCGGUUACAUGGUGGUCGCAGGAGCGAUCACGUUCCCCGCCUCGUGCCUCCUGUACAGGGAACACAACGUGACCGAGCCUCAUCGCCCUCUGCUCCCGGUGAUCGCGUUGCUCUCCAUAUGCACGGUAUUCCUGACCUGCUGCGCGGUCCACGCAAUCGUCUACCGCAAAUCCGCUUACUCCGAUGUCGAGGACUCGGUCAUAUCAUCCGUGAGUAUAAGUCCGAAUUCUGUUCCACUUCUGUGCCACGGACUCGAACCUGAAACGCGUUCCGACAACUUUAAUACGCUUGUCAUCCGACGAGCUGAUUGCCUCGCGAUUCAGGUCAAUGUUUAG
Messenger RNA from Frieseomelitta varia, 489 nucleotides. RefSeq lists its product as uncharacterized. The record is from RefSeq and is a predicted model, not a curated record. The transcript has 2 exons. The coding region runs from base 55 to 489 and encodes 144 amino acids. NCBI's taxonomy places the organism in Eukaryota, Metazoa, Arthropoda, Insecta, Hymenoptera, Apidae.